GGAGGUGUAUACAUUGAAACACACUUGUCAGCGGUCGGUCGUGAAAGCGAUUGUUGGCGGGGUGGAUUGUUGUGAUGAUCUGCUUGAUUACACGUGUACAAUGUUCAAUUUUUUACGAUGUCUGGUUUUCGGAAUGCUCCUUAGCAUCGCGAAUACCAACACCGCUCAACCAUGGUACCAAACCUUACCCGCGGUGGCCUUAGAUUAUAAAGUUCAUAUCGAUGCCGGAAAAGAAGAUUGUUACUUUCAAUAUGUUAAUGCUGGCGCUACUUUCUACGUAAAUUUCCAGGUGGUGCGUGGUGGAGAUGGGAAAGCUGGUUUUGUAGUAAGAAAUCCGGAGGGAUUAAUAGUUCACAUGUAUCAGUGGCUCCCUAAUUCGGAUUAUCAGGAAAUUGUGAAAAAUGCCGGUUACUAUUGUAUUUGUAUAAACAAUCAAUUUUCUAGAUUUGCCUCAAAAUUAGUUAAUUUAUACAUUACAGUAAUCAGAUACGAUGAAUGGAAUAACUAUUCGAGGGAAUUGGAGGAACUAAAUCUUUCUGUGGAAAACUUUACAACUGCAAUAAUUAAUGUGGAGAGAAACAUCAAUGAAAUGCUCCAGACUCAGCAUUUGAGUAGAAGUAAAGAAGCACGAGAUUUGAAUUUGUUAUUGGAUAAUAAUUUUUAUGUUCAAACAUGGUCUAUUGCACAAAUAAUUGCAAUAAUGGUAACAACUACGAUACAAGUGUAUUUUGUGAGAAAAUUAUUUGAGGUGAAACCAUCUAGAUAUUCUAGAGCACGUAUAUAAGUAUGAUUUAAAUAUAUUGUGAAAUAUCAUAUGUGAAGCAUCGCGAAAUGCUUGGCGAAAAAAUCUACGCUUUUGAAUAUUCGGUGGUAAAGAAUGCGGACAAAU
Habropoda laboriosa is the source of this 889-nucleotide messenger RNA. Its product is annotated as transmembrane emp24 domain-containing protein 5. Gene Ontology annotation, cellular component: COPII-coated ER to Golgi transport vesicle; Golgi apparatus; endoplasmic reticulum-Golgi intermediate compartment. Lineage: Eukaryota; Metazoa; Arthropoda; Insecta; Hymenoptera; Apidae. Gene Ontology annotation, biological process: endoplasmic reticulum to Golgi vesicle-mediated transport; Golgi organization; intracellular protein transport. The transcript has 4 exons. The record is from RefSeq and is a predicted model, not a curated record. The coding region runs from base 101 to 784 and encodes 227 amino acids.